Messenger RNA from Mus pahari (shrew mouse), 1707 nucleotides. RefSeq names its product tyrosine-protein kinase Srms. Gene Ontology annotation, cellular component: extrinsic component of cytoplasmic side of plasma membrane. Bases 77 to 1600 code for a protein of 507 amino acids. Lineage: Eukaryota; Metazoa; Chordata; Mammalia; Rodentia; Muridae. Gene Ontology annotation, biological process: cell surface receptor protein tyrosine kinase signaling pathway; innate immune response; protein phosphorylation. The transcript is spliced from 8 exons. Gene Ontology annotation, molecular function: signaling receptor binding; ATP binding; non-membrane spanning protein tyrosine kinase activity. The record is from RefSeq and is a predicted model, not a curated record.
CUGGUGCAUGGCUGUAGUGUUCAGCCUCCUCAGCGGCAGCACGGAGGUCCCAGAGUACUGACCCGAAGUCGGCUCCAUGCGCCUUCGUCCGCAACCAGGUCCCCUAGGCAUGGAGCCCUUCCUCCGGAAGCGGCUCACUUUCUUGUCCUUUUUCUGGGAUAAGAUAUGGCCAGCGGGUGAAUCGGAGGAAGACAUCCCCAGGAUCCAGGGACACGACGACAACCCAGUGCCGGAGCAACCCGCUGCCGUUGAACCUUGUAGCUUCCCAGCCCCACGCGCCCGACUCUUCCGCGCGCUCUACGAUUUCACUGCGCGAUGUGCCGAGGAACUGAGCGUCAGCCGUGGGGACAGACUCUACGCCCUCAAGGAGGAGGGGGACUACAUCUUUGCCCAAAGGCUCUCUGGGCCGCCUAGCACCGGACUAGUUCCAGUCACCUACCUUGCCAAGGCUACCCCGGAGCCGCCCUCAGACCAACCUUGGUUCUUCAGUGGGAUCAGCAGGACUCAGGCCCAGCAGUUGCUCUUGUCUCCUGCCAAUGCACCAGGGGCCUUCCUCAUCCGGCCCAGUGAAAGCAGCAUCAGGGGAUAUUCUCUCUCAGUCAGGGCCCAGGCCAAAGUCUGCCACUACCGCAUCUGCAUGGCACCCAAUGGCAGCCUCUACCUGCAGGAGGGCCGACUCUUUCCCAGCCUGGAUGCAUUGCUGGCUUACUACAAGACCAACUGGAAGCUGAUCCAGAACCCUCUGUUGCAGCCCUGCAUACCCCAGAUGGCCGUGGCUCAGGACGAGUGGGAACGGCCACGUUCAGAAUUUGUCCUUCGGAGAAAGCUGGGUGAAGGCUUCUUCGGGGAGGUGUGGGAAGGCCUGUGGCUGGGAUCUAUCCCUGUGGCAGUGAAGGUUAUCAAAUCAGCUGACAUGAAGCUGGCAGACCUCACGAAGGAGAUUGAGGCACUAAAGAGCUUGAGGCAUGAGAGGCUGAUCCGGCUGCACGCUAUAUGUUCCCUGGGUGAACCCGUGUACAUCGUUACUGAACUCAUGGGCAAGGGCAACUUGCAGGUCUACCUGAGCAGCUCUGAGGGAAAGGCCCUGAGCCUGCCCCAUCUACUGGGAUUUGCCUGCCAGGUAGCUGAGGGCAUGAGCUACCUGGAGGAGCGGCGUGUCGUCCACCGGGACUUGGCUGCCAGGAACGUGCUGGUGGGUGAUGACCUCACCUGCAAGGUAGCUGAUUUUGGCCUGGCCAGACUGCUCAAGGACGAUGUCUACUCCCCAAGCAGUGGCUCCAAGAUCCCUGUCAAGUGGACGGCACCUGAGGCUGCUAAUUACCGUGUCUUUUCCCAAAAGUCAGAUGUCUGGUCCUUUGGCAUCCUGCUGUAUGAGGUCUUCACUUAUGGCCAGUGUCCCUAUGAGGGAAUGACCAACCACGAGACGCUACAGCAGAUUAGUCGUGGAUACCGACUGCCACGCCCAGCUGUCUGCCCAGCAGAGGUCUACGUGCUCAUGGUAGAGUGCUGGAAGGGCAGCCCUGAGGAGCGUCCCACCUUUGCCAUACUGAGGGAGAAGCUGAAUGCCAUAAACAGACGCCUCCAUCUGGGCCUCACGUGACCAGGUCUCCAGACCCUCGGGUAGCAGCUAGGACUGCCACUUCCUGAAGGGUGUCUCCCAAGGAAACAUUUGUCACCGGUGCCCAUGGGAAAUACUGCACAGACGAG